AAGAACAAGAAAUCCGAGAAAUUCAACCCGGUCAAUGGCGUGACAAAGGUGAAAAAAUAUAUGGACCAGUUACCGAUAUUGUAUACUGGCCAAAGAAUAGACAUUGGGAAUCGAUCAAAAAUAUUCCUGAAAGUACAGCACCCUCGAUUCAUGAUCCUAUUACAAGAUGUCGGAAAUCAUAUCUUAAUGGAGGAGGUGGUUCAGGAAAAACAACGCGUGCAAUUCGAAUUUUCAAAAAUAUAAACAUGGUUGUAUUUACUCAUACAAAUGCAUUAGCUAAAGAUUUUCGAGAAAAACGUGAUGUAAAAGCUCAAACCUGGCAUAGUUUCUUCAGAUGGAAUGGAGUGGGAGAGUGGACACCUGAACGCAUGGGAGAGAAAAAAUUUCCACGAGUUGUUAUUUGGGAUGAG
Racocetra fulgida is the source of this 410-nucleotide messenger RNA. Lineage: Eukaryota; Fungi; Glomeromycota; Glomeromycetes; Diversisporales; Gigasporaceae. The record is from the annotation of a GenBank genome assembly.